This is a messenger RNA of Megalobrama amblycephala (Wuchang bream), 1366 nucleotides long. Its product is annotated as H-2 class II histocompatibility antigen, A-U alpha chain-like. Gene Ontology annotation, biological process: peptide antigen assembly with MHC class II protein complex; immunoglobulin production involved in immunoglobulin-mediated immune response; positive regulation of T cell activation. Gene Ontology annotation, molecular function: MHC class II protein complex binding. Bases 95 to 802 code for a protein of 235 amino acids. Gene Ontology annotation, cellular component: membrane; MHC class II protein complex. The record is from RefSeq and is a predicted model, not a curated record. The transcript has 4 exons. Lineage: Eukaryota; Metazoa; Chordata; Actinopteri; Cypriniformes; Xenocyprididae.
GCUACAUGAAGAGAACAGUAUCUGUAUCUUUCAUUUAAAGUUUCUCUGGUGAGGAAACGGUUACUCAGUUUCACUGGUGUUCACCUCUGACAAGAUGAAGCUUUGUUCGUUCAUUCUAAUGCUCAUUGCAGUUGUUUCCACUGAGGCUACAUUUAUUCAUAAGGAUAUUGAAAUUCGUGCAUGUUCUGAUACAGAGAAAGAGGUCAUGAUCGGAACAGAUGGAGAGGAAAUAAUCCAUGCAGAUUUCAAUAGAAAAGAAGCAGUUGUAACCCUGCCUGACUUUGCAGUUUAUAUCACCUAUCCUGGUUAUUAUGAUCUGAGUGUUGGGGAGAUGGAAACUUGUAAAAACAAUUUAGUAAUAUUCGCUAAAGGUUACAAAAACCCAGUGGAGCAAAUAGAUCCUCCCCAAACCUCAAUGUAUUCUAAAGACGAUGUGCUGCCAGACGUUAAUAACACACUCAUUUGUCAUGUGACUGGAUUCUUCCCUCCUCCCAUCACCGUUUCAUGGACAAAAAACGAUAUAAAUGUGACAGACAACAUAAAGGUUAGCCAGUAUCGCCCAAACAGUGACGGCACCUACAACUUCUUUGCCUACCUCACAUUCGUUCCUGAGGAUGGAGACAUAUACACCUGCACUGUGAACCACAAAUCUCUUGAGGAACCUCAAACCAAAACAUGGGAUGUAGAAGUUUCCGUGCCCAGUGUUGGUCCAGCAGUGUUCUGUGGAGUGGGUCUGGCUCUGGGGCUGAUGGGAGUAGCUACUGGAACCUUCUUCCUCGUUAAAGGAAACAGCUGCGACUGACAGCAACAAACAAUAAGCAAACGUUCUUAUUUCUUUGAUAAAUUUGUCUGACAAAACACUUUUUCUUUAAUGAAGUUUAAAAAGUUAAUAUGCAUAAUUUUAGGCAACACAACAUUUCAUAGGAUUCUGUAGGAGGUUACAGACAUAAAGCAACAAUGAAACAACAUGUAACAAUUGUCAUUACAGUAUCUUUAGAAGCAGGGCUAGACACUAAGCAUUGUCAUGUGCUUGACCUUUGACAUGUAAUUUGAUAAUUCACUUGUCAGAGUAAACUAAAAGUAUUAUGAAGCAAUAUUCUCAUCAGUGCUUCUAUCAGCUCACUUACUUGCAGCUAGAGUAGGCAGUAUUUUCCUAGGCAGUAUUAUAAACACUUUUUUUGUUAUACUAGUUGAAACUUUUUAUAUCCAGAUAGCAAUCAAGAGUUUGAAUAUUGGUCUAAAUUAGGGCUGGGUAUUGACACAUUUUUCAUGAUUCGAUUCGAUUUCUAUUCACAUGCUUGCAAUUCGAUUCGAUAUCGAUUAUUUUGGAUGUAUAUCAGAUACAGUACAUGGCAAAUUUUCUAGG